UUCAGAACCGUACAGCAAUAAAGUGUCAGUAACGAAAAAACAUUUCUUUAAACAAAUAAAAUUUUAUUAAUUAAAAACAACAACAAUGAACUUUAAUAAAAUAUUGCUUUUCUUUGCUUUGAUUUUGUGUGCUUUUGUGACUCAAAGUCAAGGUGGUUGGUUGAAAAAGAUUGGCAAGAAAAUUGAACAUGUGGGUCAACAUACUCGUGAUGCUACCACACAAACUAUUGGUGUUGCUCAGCAGGCAGCUAAUGUUGCUGCAACUUUAAAGGGUUGAUUGAAAUAUUUAAAAUUGUAAUAGAUUGUGUAGUAUUAAUAAAUAAUUUAAAUUAGUUAUUUAAGUAAAUAUUAAUAUAAAUAUUAAAUAUUAAGAAAAUUUAUAAUUAUGUUCAAAAUAUAAAUAUUUAAAAAAUUUA
This is a messenger RNA of Lucilia sericata (common green bottle fly), 416 nucleotides long. RefSeq names its product sarcotoxin-1C-like. The transcript has 2 exons. Bases 86 to 277 code for a protein of 63 amino acids. Lineage: Eukaryota; Metazoa; Arthropoda; Insecta; Diptera; Calliphoridae. Gene Ontology annotation, biological process: defense response to Gram-positive bacterium; antibacterial humoral response; defense response to Gram-negative bacterium. The record is from RefSeq and is a predicted model, not a curated record. Gene Ontology annotation, cellular component: extracellular region.